Molecule: messenger RNA, 1518 nt
Organism: Kluyveromyces marxianus DMKU3-1042
Lineage: Eukaryota; Fungi; Ascomycota; Saccharomycetes; Saccharomycetales; Saccharomycetaceae
Gene: PSO2
Product: DNA cross-link repair protein PSO2
Exons: 1
Coding region: 1-1518 (505 amino acids)
Biological process (GO): interstrand cross-link repair; protection from non-homologous end joining at telomere; double-strand break repair via nonhomologous end joining
Molecular function (GO): damaged DNA binding; 5'-3' DNA exonuclease activity
Source: RefSeq, a predicted model, not a curated record
AUGAAACGUGUCACGAAAAGAGUUCUCAGGACUCAGUCUCGCACGCUUUUCGAUCUUCGAUUUGUACGCGUGAAAUCGAGCGUAGAUUCCGCGGGUUCGGGUUCCAGUGCUACUGAGAGCGAGAUCAUCGACUUGACGCAGAGCGAUGAUGAUGUGAGUGUGGCAGGGCCAGAAAUAGAGGUAAAGCUGGACUCUAGUUGUGAGGAGACAGAGGAGCCAGAACCAAAAGUUGAGCCGGAAACAAAAGUUGAGCCGGAAACAAAAGUUGAGCCAGAAACAAAAGUUGAGCCAGAAGUGCAAGCUACAACCGCCAACAAGCCAGCCCGUAAACCUAGAGUAAUGCCCUGGUUCAAAAAAUUGGCCUUUAAUGGGAUCACUGUUUCAGUAGACUGUUUCAACUGCGAUAAAGAACCGGAUAUUGACUUGUAUUUUCUAUCGCAUUUCCAUUCGGACCAUUACGGUGGGUUGAAGAAAAGCUGGUGCAACGGAUCCACCAUUUUUACUUCGAUCCAUACCGCCAAUUUGGUCAAAUGGAAGUUUAAGGUUAACCAAUGCAAAGUGGUCGGAUUACCACUACACGAAUGGACGUCUCUCUCGGAAAACUUGCGUGUUGUACUAUUGGACGCAAAUCAUUGUCCAGGUUCAGUGAUCUUUUUAUUUCACGACUCAGGAGACAACUCAUACGUUUUACACACAGGGGAUUUUAGAGCUAAUGAAAGUAUCGUUCAACAUGUCAAUGCAUUCCUACAAGGGAAUAAGUUACAGUCCAUAUAUUUGGACACAACUUACUUAAACCCCCACUUUAGGUUCCCUGAUUUGCAAAAAGUUUGCGAUGUCACUGCCGACUUCGCAUCCCUUCUAGUCAAGAAGGGCUUAAAUAAUUUCAUCAACAGAGCUAAUAAGCAACGGUCUAUAUCCCAAUACCUCAGUUUAUCCCAAGCGAAACCUAUUUUGUUUGUUGUGCUUAGCUACUCUAUCGGAAAAGAGCAUUUGGCUAUCGCCAUAGCUAAGAAGAUAAACUCUAAAUUGUAUGUGCCUCAUACGAAGUACCAGUUGGUAAAACAAUAUUUAUCCUGGUUCCCCGAAGAUUUGGUCACUACAGAUCACACAUCGGCAAAUGUGCAUUUGGUAUCAAUGCACACGGAUUUGGACAAAUACUUGUCACAACUAAGCGAUUCAGUGGACUCAAUCGUUGUAUUCAAGCCUACAGGGUGGACGUUCUCAAACCAAUAUGACAAGUCUUACAUGUUGUGGGAAGAUGCCCAGAGAGAAAAGUGUGUACGAGAAACUUUGGAAUCGGAUACUCCGUUCACUGUAGAUCACUUCAUCCGACAGAAAAAGUCUCAAGGAAAGAUAUAUCAGUUCAACGUGCCGUACUCAGAACAUUCUUCUUUCAAAGAUUUGUGCUUCUUCUCUACAAGCUUAAUGUGGGACAAAAUUAUCCCGACAGUAAACCUUUCUCGGUACCAAGAAAUGCAGCACUGGUUUAAUAUAUGGAAAUCUUACCAAAAGAAUUAG